UUUUUUCUUCCUGUUUUAGAUUCUUAUAGGCAAUGGAAACUGAUCUCAAUUCCCAGGACAGAAAGGACCUGGACAAAUUCAUUAAGUUUUUUGCCCUCAAGACUGUCCAAGUGAUUGUCCAGGCUCGACUGGGCGAGAAGAUUUGUACUCGUUCAUCUUCUUCCCCAACGGGUUCAGACUGGUUCAAUUUAGCAAUCAAAGACAUCCCAGAGGUUACACAUGAAGCAAAGAAGGCGCUGGCAGGGCAGCUGCCUGCCAUCGGGAGGUCUAUGUGUGUGGAGAUCUCACUCAAGACUUCUGAGGGAGAUUCCAUGGAGCUAGAAAUCUGGUGUCUGGAAAUGAAUGAAAAGUGUGAUAAAGAAAUCAAAGUUUCCUAUGCCGUGUACAACAGACUGUCGUUGCUACUGAAGUCUCUCCUUGCUAUAACUAGGGUGACACCAGCUUACAGACUCUCCAGGAAACAAGGGCAUGAAUAUGUCAUAUUGUAUAGAAUAUAUUUUGGGGAAGUUCAGCUGAAUGGCUUAGGAGAAGGUUUCCAGACAGUUCGUGUUGGGACAGUGGGUACCCCUGUGGGCACCAUCACUCUUUCUUGUGCUUACAGAAUUAACUUGGCAUUCAUGUCCACCAGGCACUUUGAGAGGACCCCACCUAUCAUGGGGAUUAUUAUUGAUCACUUUGUGGACCGUCCCUAUCCCAGCUCCUCACCCAUGCAUCCCUGCAAUUACAGAACCGCUGGUGAGGACACUGGAGUAACAUAUCCUUCUGUGGAAGAUUCUCAAGAAGUGUGUACCACCUCUUUUUCCACCUCCCCUCCAUCCCAGUGUGUGUUUACUGUCACAAAGGCACAUUUUCAGACCCCUACUCCUGUGGUGACGGACACUCUGAGGGUCCCCAUGGCAGGACUGGCCUUUUCCCAUCAACUCUCAAGCUCUCGCCUUUCCUGUCAGCCUGCUGCCCUGGGCGUUGGAUCAGCUGACCUGGCUUGUCCAGCAGUGUUUGCUGCUGGCUUAAACACCACACACCCUUACCAGCUCAUGGUUCCCGGGAAGGAAGGUGGGGUACCCCUUGCUCCCAACCAGCCUGCCCACGGUGCCCAGGCUGGUGACCAGGAGAGACUGGCAACCUACACCCCUUCUGAUGGGGCCCACUGUGCUGCCACCCCUUCCAGCAGUGAGGAUACUGAAGCUGUGUCAAACAGCAGUGAGGGACGGGCCUCCCCCCAUGAUGUCUUGGAGACCAUCUUUGUCCGCAAAGUGGGGGCUUUUGUCAACAAACCCAUCAACCAGGUGACCCUGACCAGUUUGGACAUACCCUUUGCCAUGUUUGCUCCCAAGAAUUUGGAGCUGGAGGAUGUGGAUCCCAUGGUGAAUCCUCCAGAUUCCCCAGAGACUACAUCUCCUCUUCAGGGCAGCCUGCACUCUGAUGGCUCCAGUGGGGGCAGCAGUGGCAAUACCCAGGACGACUUUGUCAUGAUCGACUUCAAACCAGCUUUUUCUAAAGACGACAUUCUUCCGAUGGACUUGGGGACCUUCUAUCGUGAAUUUCAGAACCCCCCUCAGCUGAGCAGCCUCUCCAUAGAUAUCGGGGCACAGUCCAUGGCUGAGGACUUGGUAUGGAAACCCCUUCCCCCACCCCACCUCAUCCUCUGGCCUCGUUUCCUCCUUCUAUGGUCAUUCCUGCUCCACAUGCCUGGAAAUUUCUUCCUGUUACUCCUCCACGCCCACACCUCCCAUCUUCCCUGUAACAGGACAGAGACUUUUAGACCAUUACCUUCCUGGAAUCACACUUGAGAUUUGCAUUGUGCCUGGCAGUCAUUAUCUCAAAUUUGCUUGCGCUCAUUUCCUCCUUUUCUCUGCACUCUUGUCACAGCAUUUCUCACACUCUCCUGUGUUUGGUGCCUGAUGUCUUCUACUUGCUGAUGCCACUAAGCCAGGCUGCUCCAACAGCUCUUGCCAUCAGCUGUUAAGCUUGCCAGGCGGAUGACAAUGGUACAGGGCAGAAGAAGCAGAAGGUCCCCAGUAUUGGUGUUCUUGCCCUUUCCUCGGAGAGCUCGUUCCCUGGUUCUCGUGUUGAGCCAGGUGUCCUGAUACUGACUGUAAUGACCACAUCUCCGCUUAGGGUAUUUCCUAUUUCCUGUCUCUGAAGGGCAGAGGAGUGCCCUGCACAGCUGCAAACUCAGGGUGCCCCAUGCCACAAGAUGUCAGGAGGGUCCCUCUGCCUGAGGUGGGAAUAUCACCUCCUAUGUCGAAAUCAGAGGAAUGGCUCUAGGAAUAGGAAUCUAGGUUUAGCUGCCCUUGAUUUGCUUUAAUCAGAAAAGCAUGCUCAGUAAUAAUAAUACAGCAAUAAUGUCAUUAUUAUUAACAUUUAUUGAAGCUUUCUAGGUGCCAAGCAUUUUUUAAGUGCUUUACAUGAAUCUUCAACGACCCUAAGAGGUAGGUUUUCUUAUUAUCCCAGUUUACAUAUGAGAAAAACGACACUGGGAGCAAAUAACUUGCUGGUGGUUACACUGAGCUGGCAAAACAAGCUUUGACCCCUAAGAGUCUGGCUUCUGAUUUUAGGCUUUUAACCAUUGGCUCCCUGGCCUCUCAUUUGAAGUUUGCUUGGAAGGAACCGGAGUCCAAAGGCUCAACAUGAGGCUGCAGCCAGUGCUGGCUGGUUGCCCCAGCCUCCCAAACCCACCCGGGCAUCUGGCCUGUCUGGGCUGCUUUGUAAGUCCUGUGGCACCAAGUAUCUCGUGCCUGUCAGGAAGUCUUCUGUGAUGGCUGCACUCUUCAAAUGCAAAUUCAUCAGUGGAGACAGACCACCUGAUUAGGACCAAAUUUUAAUUAAUGGUUGAUACCUGAGGGCAGUUAAACUUAAGUCCUCAUGGUUCUGUUUUUUUGUUUUCAUUGUUCUCUCUCAACCCCCUCUAACCCA
Molecule: messenger RNA, 2916 nt
Organism: Physeter macrocephalus (sperm whale)
Lineage: Eukaryota; Metazoa; Chordata; Mammalia; Artiodactyla; Physeteridae
Product: autophagy-related protein 13
Exons: 16
Coding region: 33-1790 (585 amino acids)
Biological process (GO): piecemeal microautophagy of the nucleus; autophagosome assembly; mitophagy
Cellular component (GO): cytosol; Atg1/ULK1 kinase complex; phagophore assembly site
Source: RefSeq, a predicted model, not a curated record